Molecule: messenger RNA, 3242 nt
Organism: Drosophila innubila
Lineage: Eukaryota; Metazoa; Arthropoda; Insecta; Diptera; Drosophilidae
Gene: wdn
Product: serendipity locus protein H-1
Exons: 3
Coding region: 229-2895 (888 amino acids)
Source: RefSeq, a predicted model, not a curated record
CAAAAUGGCGACUUGAGAAUUCAUAGCGUGACAAAAACAAAGCGCAUUUCACAAUAUUUUCGGUGUUUUUGUGCAAUAUUUAAGUGUUUUACCGUGCGAAAUCAAGCGAAAUGUACAAAUAAACAGUGCUGUGACUGCAAACUAUUAACCAGUGUAUGAAUAUUAGCUGUGCGAAAGCCAGCAAUUGAGAAACGCCGACCGCAUAACCUUUACGUGUCGCAGUUGCGAAUGGAGUGUAAAGGCAAAUCCAAGAGAAUGAAAGAAGAGGCGCCAAGCAAGAAAUUGCCGCCUAAAAUAUAUGGCGGCGACUAUGCGGCUAACGCGAGUACUCCAACCAAAGCGGCCCACGAUGAGAUUCUCAGUUCCUUGCUGCGUAUUAACAAUUUCGAUUCCAUAUCGAGCAUAAAAGAUGAAUCCCUGGACAUCGAUCUGUCGGCCUGUGUGACAAUUAGCUCGGCGAGCUUCAUCAACGGGAAUAGCCUCUCGUCCACAGACUUUUGGCGCGUACUCGAUGAGAGCGCUCAGAACAACACCGAACUUAAUUUAUCAGCUGAUGUGUGCCGUGAUGAGUUGUCUGCUCCCAGUCCCAGUGCAAGUCCCGGCACCAGUGCAGCCGUCGUGGCGAAUCUAUCAAAUGGCAGCUCCAGUGACAAUCACAAUUCGGAGUUCAAUGUUACCUUUCUACGUCCGGAGCCGCCAAAUGCGUUUACCAAUUCACCGUUUAAGAAGAUAACAACAACGCCAGUGAAGCUGCCGUCACCGGAGCAAAUGCAGCUGCAAAUGUCCCAGACACAACGAAAGCCUCGUCUGCCAGCGGCAACAGCAGUCCGUCUGAAAGUAUUCAAGGAGGAACCGGGUGAAGAGAAGGCAUCCCCGUCGCAGCUUCCAAAACCUCAUGUGCUGACCAAAGUGGAGCAUUGUGAGACGGAUCACUUGCCACCGGCGUUUACCAUCUUCCAGCAGCCGCAGCAGAUGCCGAAUAAUAUGCCACCACCGGCAGCGCCGCUGGAGAAUAAUGGGAAAUCAUCGUUGGAGCUUGAGUCGCCGCCGCCGCCUCUUUACAAGUGCCUUGACUGCAACGGUCUGGUGCUGGACAAUCCGCAACUGGUGAGCACACACAAGGCGGCAGCACAUCGACUUCGCAUUACCUACAACUGCUCCGAGUGCCAGCGGGAGUUUGAGUUGCUGGCGGGACUCAAGAAGCAUUUGAAGACGCAUCGCAGUGAGGUGCGUAAGGAUACCUGGAAGAAGUGUCCGGAUUGCGGCAAAUGUUUAAAGCUGGGCAGCAUGUGGAUGCACCGCAAGAUACACAGCGACAAUAAGAAGUACCAAUGUGAUAUCUGUGGCCAGAAGUUUGUGCAGAAAAUCAAUCUAACACAUCACGCACGCAUCCACUCCUCGGAGAAGCCGUACGAAUGCCCGGAAUGCCAGAAACGAUUUCAGGAACGAUCGCAUCUGCAGCGUCAUCAGAAGUACCAUGCCCAGACCCGAUCGUAUCGCUGUGAGAAAUGCGGAAAAAUGUACAAAACCGAACGGUGCCUGAAGGUGCACAAUCUGGUGCAUCUUGAGCAGCGUCCAUUUGCUUGUACCGUGUGCGAUAAGAGUUUCAUUAGCAACUCGAAGCUCAAGCAGCAUUCAAAUAUCCAUACGGGCAUGAGACCCUUUAAAUGCAACUAUUGUCCGCGCGACUUUACCAACUUUCCCAAUUGGCUGAAACACACGCGUCGUCGCCACAAAGUGGAUCACAAGACGGGCGAGCAUCUCGAGAACAUUCCCUCCUACUGCUCCAAGAAAUCCACCACAACCAAGGCACAGAAGGCGGCAGCUGCCGCAGCAGCAGCAGCUACAGCAGCUUCAUCAUCAUCAGCAGCAUCAGAGGAUCCAUUGGCAUCAAACGAAGCGGAAUCAAAGUCCAAUAGCGAAGUAGCCAAAGCGCCCGCCACAAAUUCGCCAGCAGCAUCCGCGAAGCAGACGCGAAAAAAGAAGCAGCCCCAACAGGCAACUUUAGCCGCCUUGGGCAUCACAUUGCCAGCGGGCACGGCACUUCAGCAGGUGCAUCCGUCACCACAGCCGGAACGGAAGCUGUUAAAUGUUGUGGUGUCACCGCUGCCACCUCCGCCAACGCCAACGCCACCGAAACAAACGAAAGCAAAGCGAGAGCGCAAGCAGCUGGCACCCAAGCAGCUACAGCAAAAGCCACCUCCACUUACUCCCGUGCCUGUUGCAAUGCCACAAAUUAAGAAGGAGCCACAGUCGCAGGGUCAGUUUCUGGACUUGCAUGGUCUCAGUCUGACCUCGGCCGAGGAUUUGAUCAUGGAGCAGGCGCUUGAGAUGGAAGAGUGCGGACUGUAUGAUGCGCCUGUUGUCAGUACUGAUAUGGGCACCUCGGAUAACGCCAUCUCCUCUGAGGCAGCCGCCGCCCUGCAUUUCCAAAUUAAAAACGAAUUACCCGACGAGCUGCUACCUGACGAAGAGUACUUGCCCCAUAAGCCUACAAAUGGCAAUCGCUUAGCCUGUCCCUCGCUUGAGUCAUCACCGUUUUCUUCGCCUGCAUCUAUGGAACUGGCAGCGGUUUCCAGCACCAACAACACCACCUCUAGCUCCACAUCAGCGCAUGUGCACACUGGACGUACCGCCAACUAUUAUCUGCCUGCUUUUACGCUAAAUGCGCAGGGCAAGCUGACAAGUUGUACGAGCACGGGAAAUGGGAAUGCGAAUGGGAUUGCCAACGGUCCGACAACAGUUUCGGUGGUGAAUAUGCCGGUGUUUAUGCACUCCAAUCAAAUGUUGCCUUCCGUGGACACGCUGCUCUUUACCACACAGACCGGCAAUCGUUUCUUUUCCGGCAAGACAAUCGCUGGUCCAACGGCCACGGCGCCGCCGCAUUUGACAUGAUCGCACGGCGGCUGUGGGCCGUCAACGUAAACGCCUCAACGAUCUCCUGUGUCUUAAUUAAGCUAGAGUUUGCGACCACGUCCGAUAAAGGCAAUGAUUCGGAUUAUCUUGAGUUUAGUUUUUAACCAUAAUGUUUAAGUUAGUACGACGCUAUAUUUGUUUUAAAGAUAGACAUAGGUAAGCAAAAAUUCUACAUUAUGCUAAGUAACGAUGUAUAUAUAACUACAUACUUAUAUAUGUAUGCGUAUAUGUAUUUGUAUAGAUACUAUGAUUUACCACCAACAAUACAUUUAUUAUUUUUACGCUUAACACCAAUAACAAUAAAUAACAAAUAAAUUUCAUAUACA